GUGUAAUUUUCUGAAAUUUGAAUGCAGGUUGCCCUGGAGCAAACUUAUAAGAACACUAGAAAAAUGCUUGUCUUUUUUGUGGCUUAGUUACUGAGGUGUCUUAAGUUGUUUUAUGGGUUAAAAGUUGAAGUCACUGGUGCAUAUAUAUCAGACAGGCAGCAUUUGUUAUGUAAGGCAUUCUGCUUCAGUCAAACUCUAGCCUGACCAGUGACCAACACAAAAGAGCAGAAGAUCCAAUGAAACAGAGGUUCCAAAUGGAUGCACAGUAUUGCAGAACCCUGUUUCUCCUAGUGAUCAUUUUUUCCUUUACUCGCUCUGUGACGCAAGCCUAUGAUUACACGGACCUUGAGGCCUACCCCUUACUUUCCGUUGAGUGUCCCAAAGAAUGUGUAUGUCCCUCUAGUUUUCCACAUGCUAUAUAUUGUGACAACAAAGGCCUGAAACAAGUACCACUCAUCCCAGCAAGAACUUGGUAUUUAUAUUUACAAAAUAACCUCAUAGAAUCCCUCAAUGAAGAAUCCUUUGCUAAUGCUACUGAACUAAAGUGGAUUAACUUGAAUAGGAACAAGUUAACCAACAAAAACAUCAGUAAAAACUUGCUGAAAAAUUUAAAAAGCUUACUUUAUUUAUAUUUAGAUGACAAUGACCUAGAAGAAGUACCAGCACCACUGCCAGAAAGCAUAGAACAAAUUCGAUUGUCAAGGAAUAAAAUCUCAAAGGUUCCAGAAGGUGUCUUCAUUAAAUUAGGGAAUUUGACUUUAUUAGACUUGCAUCACAAUCAGCUCACAGAUAGUUCCUUUCAAGCAGAUGUUUUUAAUGGCCUAAAUAGUCUUAUGCAACUCAACUUGGCUAAGAACUCUCUCAAGAAAAUGCCACCAGGUCUUCCUCUUAACACCGUUCAACUGUAUUUAGAUAAUAAUAACAUUGAAGAAAUUCCAAAGAACUACUUCAGUGGAAUACCAAGAAUAACUUUUAUUCAGUUAAACUACAACAAGUUAUCAGAUACAGGUGUUCCAGACAAUGUAUUUAACGUAUCAUCUAUAUUAGAUUUGCAAUUGUCUUACAAUGAGCUGACAUCUGUGCCCAUUGUCAAUGGCCAUUUGGAGCGUCUUCACCUUGAUCACAACAAGAUAAAAAAUAUAAAUGAAACUAUUUCUUGUCCUGAAGCUGUCAAAGAAGAAUUUGACCCACACUUUCCUCAGGCACCCCGUCUCCGUUAUCUGCGCCUGGAUGGGAAUGAUAUUCAGCCACCUAUCCCACUAGAUCUAAUGAUAUGUUUUAGGCUCCUUCAAACUGUUGUCAUUUAGAAAUCUCUGGUGCUGCAGGUUUUGCUGGAAUGAAACUUGCAAACGCCUACUAGAUUAUCAUCAUGACUUUUUGUUUUAACAGGGGAAUUUAAGCUGUGGUUUGAUUGGUUACAAAUGUGGUUUUAUAGUUACAUAUGUAGUAGAAGUGGAAGGCAGAGUGCAAAGUGCAAAACUUGGGCACAAUCUGAUUUUCUAUUCCAUUUUGCAUCCUGUCUUCCACUUCAGUUAUAUUGAAUGCAUUGGGCAGAGCUGUAUUUGUGAGGGGCGGUUGGUGGAAGGCAUGUCAUUGCCCCUUGCCCUUAACUUGCAUGCUGUACAGACACACAAGUAAGAGAACGGCAGCAGAUGCAGGCUGCAUUAAUGCUUUGUACUUAUUGCCUGCCCUAUAGCAGUAGGCAAAGACAAGACAGGCCUGUGCCACCAACACUGUACUCUGCACCUUGUACUGGAUUUAUAUAUCCCACAUGAAGAGCAGAGGGCAGCCAAACCCCGUACAGAAGUGCUUUAUGCAAGAUCAACCUUGUUACUGCCCUUGCACUUCUGCCCAGGGUCUUUGUAAAUGACCCGUAUAAUCUUAAAUCCAUGGUGUCUCAUUUAUUGCCUAAUUCCCGGCAUCUUAUGUAUGUGUGUCCAUAUUAAGACCAGUGCAAUGCCUUUUUGUAUCCACAGAUUCGCACUGCAUCAUUUUUAAAUCUAGAAGUAAAACAGUAUGAGAAUCAUUCACUUCGUAUAGAUAUUUGUAUUUUAAUACUGUACAAGAAAGAUUGAACAACAUGCAGGAACUACGUGUUAUGAGCCGGAGAACAAGGUUAUAACACACUACAUUAAUUCAAUUAACCACUGACUAAUGCUCAUGUAUCCAUGUAAUAUUUGGUUUAUAUAGUAUAGUAUGUACAGAUGUCAAUUUUGGAACCGAAAACAAUAAAAUCUGAUUUUAAAAAAUUG
Molecule: messenger RNA, 2252 nt
Organism: Xenopus laevis (African clawed frog)
Lineage: Eukaryota; Metazoa; Chordata; Amphibia; Anura; Pipidae
Gene: kera.S
Product: keratocan S homeolog
Exons: 3
Coding region: 237-1307 (356 amino acids)
Source: RefSeq, a predicted model, not a curated record